Gekko japonicus is the source of this 980-nucleotide messenger RNA. RefSeq names its product unconventional myosin-Ia-like. Gene Ontology annotation, cellular component: myosin complex. Bases 1 to 780 code for a protein of 259 amino acids. The record is from RefSeq and is a predicted model, not a curated record. Lineage: Eukaryota; Metazoa; Chordata; Lepidosauria; Squamata; Gekkonidae. Gene Ontology annotation, molecular function: cytoskeletal motor activity. The transcript has 6 exons.
AUGGCGGCGGGGGAGACUUUAAACCACGGUAUUACAAACCUCAAAAGUUUUGCAAGCCUAUUUGAGAACGUUUUGGGGGGCCUACAAUGCUUAUCCUGUCUUGGUCUUUCCCUCUUCCCUACUUCUCUCUUGCAGUGUAAGAAAUAUCGGGACCAGCUGCCACCACAGAGAAAAGCAGCCCUCCAAGAUAAGCUGUGUGCCAGUGAGCUGUUCCGGGACAAGAAAAGCCUGUACGCCAAGAGUCUCCCGCAGCCUUUCCAAGGGGAAUACCUGGGUCUGAAAGAGAACCCCAAGUAUCGCAAGCUCCAAUCCACCGCUGAUGGCAAGCUGGUGAUGGCGGACAAUGUGAGGAAAGUCAACCGGGGAGACGGGAAGGCCUCUCCUAGACUCUUCCUUCUCACCAAGAGUCAUGUGAUCCUGGCUGAUCCCAAGGCAGCUCAGCCCAAAACCGUUAUCACCUUGAGCGACAUUGACUAUGUCUCCGUCAGCCGCUACUCAGAUGGGUUCUUCGUUUUGCACCUUAAAGAGUCUUCUACAGCAGGCAGCAAAGGGGACUUCUUGCUUAUCAGCGACCACCUGAUUGAACUGGUCACCCGGCUCCACCAGACAGUACUGGAGACUACGAAGCAGAAAUUGAAACUCCAAGUGACUGAUGAGUUUCUGGUGAAGUUCAAGCAAGGCAGCAUCACUGUCAAGGUAGUGGAGACGGCGGAGAAACAGGGCACAGCGCCCAUCUGCAGGAAGAAAGGGAGCCGUAGAAUGGAGGUGCUGGUCCACUGAGGUGAAGCCGGGUGACAGGAAGGAGACACCAGGAGGAUACUGCUUGUCCAGAACCAGAACCCUCGAGACUCCAGAGCUGGGAACCUCCAGCCUAGCUACAGCUCACCACCACGGCCAGUCCUUCAGAAUCCCUCGGGGGCAGCUGUCUAAAUACCUACAUUCAGAACUGAACGUGCACCAAUUUCUCCAUUUGUUGAUGA